AUGGCGACCGAUCCUGCUGAAGCGCCUCGCCCAAAACGAAUUCCCUACUGGCGAAUCCUGACGGACCAGGGUGUUGUCACCCCCGAAAUCAUCGAUCAUCCUUACGUCGGCUCUGGAACUGAAGAAGAUCCUUUUGUAGUCGAAUGGAUUCCCGAUGAUCCACGCAACCCAAUGGGGUUUGAUACACGCCUCAAAUGGAUAUACACAGUCAUCGUCGCCUUCGCCACCUUCGCGGUAUCACUGGCCUCUUCGGCUUACGCCGGCAGUAUCAGUGAGGUGAUCAAAGACUUCAACGUGAGCGAGGAGGUGGCAACGCUCGGUGUGUCUCUGUUUGUACUUGGAUUUGCGGUUGGGCCACUCCUUUGGGCACCCUUGUGUGAGCUCAUGGGCCGUCAGAUCGUGUUCCUCAUCACAUUCUUCUCUCUAUCUGCGUUCUGUGCUGGCGCGGUCGGCUCGCAAAAUGUGUGGACCUUGAUCAUCCUGCGAUUCUUUGCUGGCUCAUUCGGAUCUUCUCCUCUGACUAAUGCCGGAGGGGUCAUUGCCGAUAUCUUCACUGCAGACAAGCGAGGGCUCGCGACUAGUCUGUUUGCAGGGGCCCCCUUCCUUGGGCCUACCCUGGGUCCGGUCGUCGGGGGAUUCCUGGGUGAAUACGCGACAGCCCAUCAUUUUCUGGGCUGGAGGUGGGUCCAGGUGUUCUUGGCCGUCUUCACGGGCCUGAUCUGGAUCGUCCAGGGCCUUGUGAUCCCCGAAACUUAUGCGCCUCUGUUGCUCAAUAAGCGAGCCGAUCGACUAUCCUCACUUACUGGGCAAGUCUACCGCAGCAAAUUCGAGAUAGACCGCGGUCGGCUAUCAGCUCGGGAUGCCUUCACUGCAGCACUAUCGCGCCCAUGGAUCCUGCUCUUUUCGGAACCCAUCGUUUUGCUACUCUCACUCUACAUGGCGAUUGUCUAUGGCACUCUCUAUAUGCUGUUUGAUGCAUUCCCAAUCAUCUUCCAGAACAUCCGUGGUUGGGGCGAGGGUGUCGGAAGCCUUCCAUUCCUAGCGGUCAUGAUUGGCAUGAUGGCAGCUGUUGGCCUCAACAUGUACGAUAACAAGCGAUAUGUCAGGAUUCACAAGGCACACGGUGGAUUUGCGCCACCCGAGGCCCGUCUUCCUCCCACCAUGUGGGGCGGUCUUGCUAUCCCCGUUGGGCUCUUUUGGUUUGCGUGGACAAACUCGGAGUCCAUCCCAUGGAUAGUGAGUGUCCUGGCGACUGCUCCAUUUGGCUUUGGCAUGGUAUUCGUUUUCCUUGGAAUCAUGAACUAUCUCAUCGACUCGUACACCAUAUAUGCGGCAUCUGUGCUUGCCGCCAACUCCAUCAUUCGCUCAUGCUUCGGUGCUGGAUUUCCUCUCUUCACGACUUACAUGUAUCAAAACCUUGGGAUUCAUUGGGCAUCAUGCGUCCCCGCAUUCCUGUCGCUUGCAUGUGCACCUUUCCCAUUCAUCUUCUAUCACUACGGGCCCGUGAUUCGUCGCAGAUGCAAGUAUGCCGCUGAAGCGGAUAGCUUCAUGCGCAGCUUGGCUCAGAAGGCAGAAAGAUCAGAAUCUGCGGAUAAGGAAAUUACCGAAGCUAAAGCAGAACCUCUCACCUCGCAACAGAGGGCUUCGGAAGAUGCAUCGUCGAUUCCCUCUCGUUCAUCUUUGGAACGCAUCGACACUGCCUACGAUGCCAAUCCUUAUGACAUAGACCACGUGAACACCCAAAACUCAGCCAUCACCCGUCGAUCGCAGUCCACCACAGGCCGUCGAUCAUGGUUACCUACCUUCGGACGCGACUAA
This is a messenger RNA of Penicillium salamii, 1818 nucleotides long. NCBI's taxonomy places the organism in Eukaryota, Fungi, Ascomycota, Eurotiomycetes, Eurotiales, Aspergillaceae. The record is from the annotation of a GenBank genome assembly.